CGAAUUACGAUUACGAAAAAAAAUUUUCAAUUACGACGCAACUCUGAUCAUCAGAAAAUCCAACACAAGAACAAAUUAAUUUAGAAAAAAUGUUACAAAUUCUUAAAAAUCCAACAAAAUUUAAUAUUUCAUCAAAUGAUACCUCCUCUGCUGAUGAAUUGGAAAUUAAAAAAACAAAUUUAGAAACAAAACAAACAGAAAAUGAACAAAAAGUUAAUUAA
Meloidogyne enterolobii is the source of this 221-nucleotide messenger RNA. Lineage: Eukaryota; Metazoa; Nematoda; Chromadorea; Rhabditida; Meloidogynidae. The record is from the annotation of a GenBank genome assembly.